ACCCGUCUUCUCCUAACGGUACUUCACAAGUACUCCCACACCACAGCAACCAUCUCGUACACAAACCACCCAAGCAAUCUCCCUCUCCCUCUCGCGCGCCUUGGUUUUUGGGUCUCGCUCCUCCCUCUCUCUAUUGAUCGACGCCAAAACGCCAACGUGUGUACCUUGUCAACUCAAUCCUCUCCCUCCACCCUUCCACUUCUUCUCCUCCUCUUCUCCUCCUCCUCCCUCUUCACGACUUCACCACCUCACCGUCGCUCUCUCUCUCUCUCCAUCACCCUCCCGCAUCGACGAGUUCCAUCUCGGUCGCCCUUCAACCUCUCUCGAUACGAGGCCUCAGGGAGUCCGGUGGAUAAUGGUACACGCUUCAUGACAUUAAUCCAACCAUUGCCAAUACAACUACCUGUCGCAUAAACCACCACCUCGAAUCUCUUUGACGAUCUAUAUCGUCUGUCACUCCUUUAGAAAUCCGGUCCCAUUCGUUGACCUUAUCAAAUACACUCACUACUGACAUUUAUUGUCAUCUACACUCGUUUCAAUCGAUUUAUCUUCAGCUUUUCAGCGCCCAAUUUUCGACGUAUUCCCCUCGCAGUCUUCUAGCAAUUUGAAAUCGUUUACGCCAUCGAUCGAUAUAUAAACCGCCAUCAUGCACGCCAGAACAAUCGUUGUGGCCGCCGUGGCCCUGCUCUCGUCGAACGUCAUUGCACAGGACAGGCCCAAGUUCUACUUCCCGCGACAAGUCAAGCGUGAGAUCUCCAACACCACGUCCAACUCCGUCGAAGAUUCCUCGAGCUCCUCCACAAAGCGCGACCUCCUUGGCGACCUCCUCGGCGUUUUGACUGGAGGCGCGCCCGUCGCAUCCGUCGCGCCCCCGACCUCCGUCGAGGGAGUUGCACCUGGGGUUGUCAAGACUAUCAUCAUCUCCAACACCGUCGUUGUCAACGAUGGUAUGACCACCACACUGCCCCAGGCUCCUGCCUCGAGUGCCGCUGCCACUACGGCUUCGGGCGUCUCGUCUGUGAAGCCACCGUUGAUUGUCCUCCCAACCCUUUCCCUGGGCCUGUCUUCGAUCUUGGAUCCGAUCCUCUCGCCUUCGUCCGCUACCGAUGGUAUUACCGCCCCCAGCGGUGUCUUGGGCUCCAGCGGUGUCCUCGCCCCCGAGCCAACGGCAACAACAACCUCGACAGACUCUGCCACAGAAACAGGAGCUUCCUCUCCGACUGAAACCAGCGACGCUGAUUUCCAGACUCUUGAGCCCUCCACCUCGUCCGACGGCGGUCUCCUGUCGUCCCUCCUCAGCGGAAUUAUCCCCGACCCCACGGGCACUGGAACAGGCACUGGUGCCACCACGACGUUCGCGCCAAGCACUUCCACGGAAACCCCGACAGCAUCAUCGACCGGUCUGGAGAGCAUGAUUUCCAGCAUCAUCUCCUCAGAAACUGCCGGACCCGGAACCGGAACUGGAGUUCCAACCACCGCGUUCCCAACAGCAUCAGGAACCAACUCCACUACCAUUCGUCUUCCACCUGUCGAGACGGGCGGCGAUACCACAUCGCUUCGCAACAAUGGGACAGCCAUUGUGCUCCCACCCACGACCACCCAGAAGCCUACUUCGCUGACGGAUAUCCCGACGACCACCCCAGCCGCCCCGACCACCACUGCUACUACUGAGGGUGUUCCAACUACAUCUGACUGGGUUGGAUCAUCCAUCCUGAUCCAGACGACUCCGACCGGCCCAAAGCCAACCACCACCACGGCCAUUCCCAGCGGAAUCCCAAGCACCUUGCCUCAGGUAGUCGCGCCUCUUACCGGCGUGCCAACCGCAAAGGUGGGAUACACUCUGAUCCAGGUCGGGUUCACGUACGCGCUGAACUACGAAUUCGUCGUUGCCAAUUCCAUGUCGUCUGCCCAGAUCUUCUCAUAUCUUCCCAAGGGUAUCGCAUACGGACUGGAGAUUAAGGAGUCGGACGUCAUCAUGCACAGCCUGCAGCCUUACGACACUUCCAGGAGUCUCGGAUAUAUCACCACGCUUGCUCUUGCAUACAUCCCUACCAAGGUGGUGUCCAACCUCGACAUCAUGAUCCACGUCCCGGUGUCUCGCCUCUACAAGAACCCGUCUGAGCCUGUUGCCGUUAUCAUGAGCAGCAUCAACCCUUCCAUUCCCAUCACCGUUGGCUCUGGCCUCGAUGGAUCCGACCCUGCAGUCCCUGCUGGUGGUGCUGGAUCGUCUCCCACCCCAGGCGGUAACGAUAGUGGUACUGAAAAUGGUGGAAUCUUCGACACCAACCAGAACAACCAGACACCGGGCGCCAAGGGUAUGACUGCCGGAAUCGCAACUGGUGCCGUCGUUGCAGCUGCUGCGUACGGUGCGGCCAUGUUCUUCAUUGCCCGCCGCUACAAGAGACGCAAGCUUUCCCACCGCCGCACGAGGUCUCUCAUGAACCCCGGCGAGAUGAUGGAAGCUACCGGUGGCAGCCCGGCCCUCCCCGGUGGUGUCUACAUGUCUGGCGGACGUCAAUCGACUGGCUCUGGCGAAUCGAGCUCCGAUGCAUCAGCCGACAGACACAGCAGAGGCAGCGGAAGAAGCGCCGGAAACUCUGCCAGGACCGCCCAAAUCUCCGGACCAAUGAUGGCAGAGAACUCCCUGGGCUGGAACUGAACAUAAUUCCGACAACCAUUUCAACCAAAUCUCAUGCCGCGACAUACGAUACCCAUCUGAGCGCCUGAUCUUGAGCCCUUGUAACAUACUACAUGACAGCUGAUCGUCACACCGGCAUCCUUUUCCUUCGUCGUCACAGUGGGCGGUUGGUACCCGCCAAUAUUCUCUCCUGCAUCACCAAAGUUCUCUCGCCAACCUUCUUCGGGUGAGGGAAACGAUGGGGGAUUUUUGUACCUUGCGGAGUUUGAGGAGGUAGAAUUGAGACCGGGUAGAAGAGGGGGCAAGGACGGCACGUUGCCAAUUACAUACCUGCCGUGUCGUGCCCUGUCCUACGAGGAAUGAAAAAUUAUCUUUCAAUUGUCCAGCCGUACCUCUGUUGUCGACCGAACUCUUGAAGAAACAGGCCGUAGUAAUUUAAGAAUAGUUUCCUUCUACCUAAAUUUAAGACUUGUAUGUACAUGAAGUUGCAACUCACGGCUAUCUUUGUGAUAUAUAUGCAAGUGUAAUUAAACUGGAU
Molecule: messenger RNA, 3176 nt
Organism: Pseudogymnoascus verrucosus
Lineage: Eukaryota; Fungi; Ascomycota; Leotiomycetes; Thelebolales; Thelebolaceae
Exons: 3
Coding region: 647-2659 (670 amino acids)
Biological process (GO): establishment of cell polarity; fungal-type cell wall organization; hyperosmotic response
Cellular component (GO): extracellular region; site of polarized growth; cell surface
Molecular function (GO): osmosensor activity
Source: RefSeq, a predicted model, not a curated record